CAUAACAAAGUGCGAAGGAAAAGCGCUUGCAUUGCCACGUCUAACAGCACUUUAAGAAUAAAACUUACCGGUUAUAGUUUGAGAGCCGUCGAAAACGCUAGAAAUUUGAAUGCUACUGUAUUAGUCACCAUAGCCCACCGGUUGCCGGGAAACCGAAAUUGGAAAUAAAGGAGUAAUUUUCAAUUUACUUCACAUAUGUAAGUUCCAAUAUUUAGAGGAAAAUUAUAUUUUGUAGCAUCUUUUUUAAUAAAAAUAAACCCAUCUUAAAGAGGUAAAUGGUAAGUUCUUUGCCAGUGAAUGUAUUACACAGUGACUUAUUUUGUAAAUUACUUCAGGCAUUCAAUCGACGAUUAUCCUUCAUAGCGGAAUGGUAUCAGGAGGAGGCAGCAAUUAUACGCACAUUCACUAUAAUUUUUUACCCAACCGGCAAUGCAAUUGAAGUGUACGAUCAACAACACAAACGCACUUUCCUACGGCGCACCAAAAUGCCUGAGUUAUCCGAGCGUGAUUUUUUUAUUGGCUCAAAAAUCAACAUUUUCGGAAGACAAUUUGAUAUAGUCAAUUACGCUGAUGAAAUAACGAAGAACUCGCUCCACAAAUAUCGCACAAAAACUUUUCUGCUUUUAAAGAACACCUGCGUUCAACAUUUGGGUGCCGUACUCUGUGCUCUUAUCGAUUGUAAUUUUAGUAUUAAUAGAGGACUUAUGGUGCAAUUCACACCCGAGCAGGUGAAGGCCUUCUUAAGAAAUAAACCAAAUGUUGAAGCUUCCAGCUCGCUAUUGAACCAACUAAUAGGUGGUCCUUCUAUGGGCUUCGAAGUCAUUGCCGAUAAUGUAGUACAGAAACUCAAAUCCUGCCAGGAACAAAGUAAAGAUUGUUCUAAAGAUAACACUAUUGCCCCGCUUGUAACUUUAUUCGAACGGGAAGACAUUCGUUUAAGCAUUUAUUGCCCAAAUAACGAAGAGGAGGCAGAACAGGAUAUUAGUUUCUUUUUCAAUCCAAAAAAUGGCUUGCAGGCCACACUACAACUGAAAAAUUCUACAUUGGCCAUUAUAAAACCGCAUUGCAUUAAAGAAGGGAACUUAGGUCGAAUAAUAUCUGAGAUAACCAGUAACGGCUUUAAAAUUGCUGGUCUUCGCAUGAAUUUAAUGGAGCGCGUGAAUUGUGAAGAAUUUUUUGAAGUCUACCGUGGUAUUUUGCCAGAAUAUAUACCAAUGGUGGCACAACUUGCAAGCGGUGUAAGUAUGGCGUUGGAAAUCGUUUGUGCCGAUGAAAAUAAAAACUCAUACGAGGAAUUUAGACAAUUUUGUGGACCAAUGGAUCCGGAAAUUGCAAAACUGCUGCGUCCGCAUACAUUGCGUGCAAAAUUUGGAGUUAAUAAAACAUUAAACGCCGUUCACUGCACAGAUUUGCCGGAUGAUACCUUACUGGAAUUGCAAUAUGUUUUUAAAAUUUUAGAUUAAAUUUAGAUAUAAUGGUAUUUAAUGGAAUUUUUAAUAUGGAAUUGUUUUAUGCAAACUAAAUGCUAAUUCUACGACUGCUGGAGCU
Molecule: messenger RNA, 1548 nt
Organism: Rhagoletis zephyria (snowberry fruit fly)
Lineage: Eukaryota; Metazoa; Arthropoda; Insecta; Diptera; Tephritidae
Gene: nmdyn-D7
Product: nucleoside diphosphate kinase homolog 7
Cellular component (GO): axonemal microtubule; centrosome
Molecular function (GO): ATP binding; nucleoside diphosphate kinase activity
Source: RefSeq, a predicted model, not a curated record